Molecule: messenger RNA, 972 nt
Organism: Labeo rohita (rohu)
Lineage: Eukaryota; Metazoa; Chordata; Actinopteri; Cypriniformes; Cyprinidae
Product: endonuclease domain-containing 1 protein-like
Exons: 2
Coding region: 3-848 (281 amino acids)
Molecular function (GO): nucleic acid binding; metal ion binding; hydrolase activity
Source: RefSeq, a predicted model, not a curated record
UCAUGAAACUGUUCGUUUUUCUUCUGUUACCGCACCUCUCUCUGAGUGAGGUUGGGCAGAAUUUUAAUAAGUGCAAUCAGUUCUUUUUGAGUAACAGCCCUCCUCAGUUUACACCAGCACUGAGCUCAUCAGCACACAUCUGUCAGUGUCUUUGGGACAACAAUGAUAAACCAAUUUAUCUUUAUGCAACUUUAUACAAUACAGCAUGGAGGAUCCCCAUCUACUCUGCGUAUGUGUUGAAGAGCCCACACAUGGGCAGGUGUGACGCCUGGUUCAUCGAACCUCAGCUGGAUAGUAUAAAUGAGCCAUGCAUGAGAGCUGAAGGACCCAAUAAUGGUAAUAACCAGGCUGUGAAUAGUGACUAUGAAAAGUCUAAUUAUGACAAAGGUCACCUCUACCCGGUGCAGCACACAAACAAUCAUCUGUCCAUGCUGGCCACCUCCACCCUGACCAACGCCGCACCACAGGAUCUAACCUUCAAUCGGGGUCAAUGGAGUAAACACGAGACGGCUGUUAUUCUUGAUCUGCAGUCCUGUGAUGAAGCUUAUGUGGUGACUGGUGUAGUUCCUGAUACUAACAAAGGAAUUCCAAUAAGUAAACCAACAAAUAAUCCUAGAGUUACUGUCUCAAAGUAUUACUGGAGAGCCACCUGUUGUAAAAAGGGACCAACAUUUAUAGGGAAGGGUUACUUCGGUCCUGAUAACAAUGGCAAAGUGCAGUCAUUACCAAUUACAGGACCUACAGGCCUACAGCAAAAGCUGAUCAACGAUUACCAAGUGAAGGAUAUUAUCAUUUUCCCAGUCUUGCCUCCAGGCCACAAAAGACCUUUGACAGAUGUUUGUAACUAGUUUAGCUUUUAAUAAUGACCGGUUAUAAUAUUAUGAUAUUAUCAGCUACAUUAAUAUUUUGGUUUGAAUUAACUAUGCAGAGCUGAGAAAGUAGCCUAUUCUGUGAACCUAAAUCCUUAUUGUG